UCAUAUAGUCCAAUUGCAAUGUCAGUGACUCAGUGUUCUUGAGGAAAUGAAGAAAAACAUGGCUGGAUAAAGAAGGAAGGGGAGAAAGCGUCUAAAAUGGGAUUUUAGCGGCGCAUCUUCUUAUCCUUGAAGAAAUAUUGGAGCCCCACUUAAGAUAAUCUUCUAACCCCUAUAUAAGUCUGCUUGCUUAACAGCCAGAUGGCUACCAAAAUUUCUUCUUGCAAGGUUCUGUCCCAAAGAAAUUGCUUGCACAGAGGGGCAACUUGUGUGGGAUUGUUUAAUUUCAGAGGUAGCUCCGCUGUUAAAAUUGCAAAUAGAUUAACUUAUUGUACGCGUACAAGUGGUGUGCAUGAUCUACCAUCUUCGAAGCGAAGAUCUCGUGGACCAGUCAUGGCAGCAAAGAAAGGUUCUGGUGGUACAGAACAAGAUGGAAAGUACAAAGACACUGUAAAUUUGCCUAAGACAACUUUUGGUAUGAGGGCCAAUUCUGUAGUGAGGGAGCCUGAACUUCAGAAAUUGUGGGAAGAUAAUCAAGUUUUCAAGAGAGUUGCAGAGAGAAAUGAUGGGGGUACUUUCAUUCUUCAUGAUGGUCCACCAUAUGCUAAUGGUGAUUUACACAUUGGGCACGCUCUAAAUAAGAUUUUAAAGGAUAUAAUCAACAAAUAUAAGCUUCUUCAAAAUCACGAGGUUCAUUAUAUCCCUGGUUGGGAUUGUCAUGGCCUUCCAAUUGAGUUGAAAGUUUUGCAGUCAAUGAAUCAAGAAUCCAGGAAAGAGCUCACACCAUUAAAACUGCGAGCUAAGGCAGCCAAAUUCGCUAAAGAGACUGUUAAAAACCAGAUGGCUUCAUUUAAACGCUAUGGAGUCUGGGCAUCUUGGGAGAAGCCUUAUUUGACUCUUGAUCCUGCUUAUGAAGCUGCCCAAAUUGAAGUUUUUGGCCAGAUGGCCCUUAAGGAGUAUAUCUAUAGGGGCAGAAAACCCGUUCACUGGAGUCCCUCAUCACGAACAGCUUUGGCAGAGGCUGAAUUGGAAUACCCUGAAGGACAUGUUUCAAAGAGCAUAUAUGCCAGUUUUAGAGUGGUUGAAUUGUCUUCAACUUCUUAUAGCUUAUUAGAGGAAUUCCUUCCAGACUUGCGCUUGGCUAUAUGGACGACAACUCCAUGGACCAUUCCAGCCAAUGCAGCUGUUGCGGUAAAUGCGAAACUCAAUUAUUCCGUAGUUGAAUUACUCUUACCGGAAGAAGCUGUUUUAGUGUCUCCUUCAAAUGGAAAGAAAAGGUUCGGUCGCAUUUUGGGAGAAUUGAAGAAACCUUAUCUUUUAGUAGCCACAGAUCUUGUAGAAACCUUGGAAGAAAAAUGGGGAGUGAAGCUCCUUGUCAAGCGAACUUUUUUGGGGUCAGAUAUAGAGAACUGCAAAUAUUCUCAUCCAAUUGAUAAACGAGAAUGCCCAGUGGUGGUUGGAGGUGACUAUAUCACGACAGAGUCAGGAACUGGACUCGUACACACAGCUCCUGGUCAUGGCCAGGAGGAUUAUGUAACUGGCCUGAAAUAUAAGUUGCCUAUUUUAUCACCUGUGGAUGAUGACGGAAAGUUCACAGCAGAAGCUGGACAGUUCUGUGGGCUAGAUGUACUCGGGGAUGGCAAUGUGGCCGUUGUAAAUUACUUGGACGAAUGUUCAUCACUUGUGAUUGAAGAACCAUACAGGCACAAAUAUCCCUAUGAUUGGCGAACCAAAAAGCCUACUAUAUUCAGAGCCACUGAACAGUGGUUUGCAUCGGUAGAAGGGUUCCGACAGGCAGCUUUGGAUGCAAUUAGCAAGGUGAUGUGGAUCCCAGCUCAGGCAGAAAAUAGGAUAUGCACUAUGACCGUAAGCCGCUCUGACUGGUGUAUUUCUAGACAGAGAACAUGGGGCGUCCCAAUUCCUGUUUUCUACCAUAAAGUGUCAAAGGAACCUUUAAUGAAUCAAGAGACUAUUAAUCAUAUCAAGUCUAUUGUAUCUCAGAAGGGAAGUGAUGCUUGGUGGUACAUGACUGUUGAAGAAUUACUUCCUGAAAGUUAUCGUGAUAAAGCAUCGGAAUAUGAGAAGGGAUUCGAUACCAUGGAUGUUUGGUUUGACUCUGGCUCGUCUUGGGCUGCCGUUUUGCAGAAAAGAGAAGGUCUCAGCCUUCCUGCAGACUUGUAUCUUGAAGGGUCAGAUCAGCAUCGUGGGUGGUUUCAAAGUUCAUUGUUAACUAGUGUUGCAACUAGAGGAAUUGCUCCGUAUUCUGGUGUAAUAACACAUGGAUUUGUACUGGAUGAGAAGGGUUUAAAAAUGAGUAAGUCAGUGGGUAAUGUUGUAGAUCCUCGCAUUGUGAUUGAAGGUGGUAAAAACCAAAAGGAAUCACCAGCUUAUGGAGCAGAUGUCCUCAGACUUUGGGUGUCUAGUGUAGACUAUACAGGGGAUAUGUUGAUCGGAGGGCAGAUUCUUCGUCAAAUGUCUGACAUAUAUCGAAAGCUUCGUGGAACUCUGCGGUAUCUUCUGGGAAACCUGAACGAUUGGAAGGCAGAGAAUACUGUUUCUUACAACGAUCUGCCAAUGAUUGAUCGACAUGCACUCUUUCAGCUGGAAACUGUUGUCAAGAACAUUACCGAGAGUUAUGAUAAGUACCAAUUUUUCAAAAUAUUUCAGACUAUUCAACGGUUUGUGAUUGUUGAUCUCUCAAAUUUUUAUUUUGAUGUUGCUAAAGAUCGUCUGUAUACUGGGGGAUUGACGAGCUUUACAAGAAAAAGUUGCCAGACUGUUCUGGCAGCACAUCUUCUUUCAAUUGUGAGGGUAAUUGCUCCAAUAUUGCCACAUUUAGCUGAGGAUGUGUGGCAGAAUCUUCCGUUCCAGUUUUCUAAUGAUGAUGGCUCCAUUGCAAAAUUUGUUUUUGAGUCAAGUUGGCCAGCGUUAAACGAGCAGUGGCUUGCUUUUCCCGAUGAAGAAGUACAAUUCUGGUCUACAUUUCUGGAGUUGAGAACUGAGGUAAAUAAGGUACUGGAAUUAGCUCGAACUGAGAAGUUAAUUGGGUCGAGCUUAGAAGCAAAGGUUUAUAUUCACACCCCGGAUGCAAGCCUUUCCAACAGAUUACAUGAGAUGUGUGAAGCAGAGAUCGAUGCUGAUUCACUUCAUCAUCUCUUUAUUACCUCCCAGGCCGAGAUUAUUUCGUGUAUGGAGGACAUUCCUAGUGGGAAAAUACCAUACACAGGGGAGUAUGUUGUUCAAGGAAGUGAUAAAAAGGUCUGGAUUGGUGUGUCAAGAGCACAAGGCUCAAAAUGUGAAAGAUGCUGGAAUUACUCAACACAAGUUGGUUCCUUCACCGAGCAUCCGACUCUUUGUCCUCGCUGCUAUAACGUUGUAGGCGUUCAGCCGAUUCCUGAACUAGCUGCUGCCACUUGAAAAUUUGAAGAGGAUUGCUCGGUUUAUUUCUUGAGUAGCCAUUGUUUCUUGGGUGCGUUUUGCCUCAAAUAGAUUUUUUGUAGUUGCAAAGUAUUUAAUAGUUGGUAAUUGAUCUCACUCUACUGUGAUUAGAUGGUUAUAGUUUGGUUAUCAUAAAGCAACAGGUAUUGAACAUUUUGUACAGGAUGAUUUUAUACAAAGUAAUACUCAAUAAGUAUCAGGAAAAAAAUAUAUUCUGUAGUGGUGUUAUCUUA
Spinacia oleracea (spinach) is the source of this 3668-nucleotide messenger RNA. Its product is annotated as isoleucine--tRNA ligase, chloroplastic/mitochondrial. NCBI's taxonomy places the organism in Eukaryota, Viridiplantae, Streptophyta, Magnoliopsida, Caryophyllales, Amaranthaceae. Gene Ontology annotation, molecular function: isoleucine-tRNA ligase activity; aminoacyl-tRNA deacylase activity; tRNA binding. Gene Ontology annotation, cellular component: mitochondrion. The record is from RefSeq and is a predicted model, not a curated record. Gene Ontology annotation, biological process: mitochondrial translation; isoleucyl-tRNA aminoacylation. The transcript has 11 exons. Bases 199 to 3414 code for a protein of 1071 amino acids.